Messenger RNA from Glossina fuscipes, 3476 nucleotides. RefSeq names its product glutamate dehydrogenase, mitochondrial-like. Lineage: Eukaryota; Metazoa; Arthropoda; Insecta; Diptera; Glossinidae. Gene Ontology annotation, cellular component: mitochondrion. Gene Ontology annotation, molecular function: L-glutamate dehydrogenase (NAD+) activity. The transcript is spliced from 4 exons. Bases 437 to 2056 code for a protein of 539 amino acids. The record is from RefSeq and is a predicted model, not a curated record. Gene Ontology annotation, biological process: L-glutamate catabolic process.
AUGGACUUCCUUACUUGACUUUCGUGACCAAAAACCACGCCAGGGUUCUUUCAAAAGCUUGUCUCUCCAGUGGCCUACAAACUGAAGAAGAGAACGGCAUUUUUCGACUAUUUUCUCAAUGACUCCAAUCAUUUAGUUUCAAAAAGAUUCAACUUAUACACUGUCUUGCCUUCGUUAAGUUCGUUCUAUUCAGCGUAACUAUUAAGGAGAACGAGAUAUACGCGCGGUUUUCAUUGCUUGUGUCGGUCAAAUACCUUAUUAGAAUUAUUUCAAUUUUGUGAUUCAAUUGAAUCAUAGCAGUUUGUGCUUUUCGAUCAAAAUCGAAAAUUAUUAGUUAACAACAAUUUAUUUUUUCUUGUAACUUGGUACACGUACACUUGAUAGGGAUUAGCUUUUAUUUUUAUAGAAUUUUAAGUAACUUUUAUUUAAUCGCGGGAUGUUGUUGUCAAGUUUAAAUAAAUCAUGCCUUAGCCAAAGGAAUUGUAAAUUUCUUCAGAAAUUUAUUCCUGUCAGUCAGCUGCUUGGACUGAAACGUCACGAGCAUAAGAUGCCGAAACAUUUGGAAAAUAUGCUUGAAGAGAACGAGAAACCGAACUUUGCUCAUAUGGUUCAGUAUUACUAUCAUGCGGCUGCAUGUUUAAUGGAACCGAAUUUAGUGAAGGAAUUGGAGAAAAAGUAUCCGAGGGCAGAUAAUAAAUGGCGUCAGGGUCGCGUUGCCGCCAUACUCAAGUUUAUCGGUGCAGUGUCGUGUUGCAUAGAAGUUACAUUUCCUUUAUAUAAAACUGAUGGCACUUAUGAACUGAUAACCGGUUAUCGAGCACAUCACUGCAGGCAUAGGUUGCCCGUUAAAGGAGGUAUCCGUUACGCUAUGGAUGUUGACCAGGAUGAAGUUAAAGGUUUAGCAUAUUUAAUGACUUUUAAGUGCGCAUGCGUCAAUGUACCGUUCGGUGGAGCGAAAGGCGGUGUACGCAUCGAUGUAAAAAAGUAUCAAGAUAAAGACUUGCAAAUAAUAACGAGACGUUACACGAUGGAAUUGUUAAAGAAAAAUAUGCUUGGUCCCGGAAUUGAUGUGCCAGCACCUGAUGUGAAUACUGGUCAAAGAGAAAUGUCUUGGCUGGUCGAUCAAUAUUUGAAAACUUAUGGACACAACGAUAUCAAUGCUUUGGCUAUAACUACUGGUAAACCAGUACACUUUGGCGGUAUACAUGGACGUACCUCGGCAACUGGACGUGGAGUAUGGAAAAGUGGUGAUGUGUUUAUUCAGGAUCAAAAUUGGAUGGAUUUAUUGAAAAUAAAAGCAGGCUGGAAGGAUAAGACUGUAAUAUGCCAGGGUUUCGGAAAUGUUGGCUCCUGGGCUUCGAAAUUUGCAGUAGAAGCUGGCGCAAAGUUAAUUGGUGUACAAGAUGUCGAUUGCUCGUUGGUCAAUGAGCAGGGCAUAAAUCCGGACGAGUUAAUGCUAUAUAAGGAGGAGAAAAAGACGAUUAAAGGUUUUCCGAAUACCACCGAAAAAGAGGGCAGCUUAUUGGGGGAAAAGUGUGAUAUCUUAAUGCCUUGUGCAACCCAGAUGGUACUUACUAAGGAGAAUGCAGAAAAAGUUCAAGCAAAAAUUUUAUUAGAAGGAGCCAAUGGGCCCGUUACACCGGCUGCCGACCAGAUUUUACGAAAAAAGAAUGUACUCAUGAUACCGGAUAUGUAUUGUAAUGCCGGUGGUGUGACUGUUUCAUAUUUUGAAUUUCUAAAAAAUCUCAAUCAUGUCUCUUACGGCAAAAUGACCGCUAAACGAGAAUCGAGCGUGAUCCGUGAGAUGCUCGAGUCCAUUAGUCAAUCGUUAAAACAAACAAUUGAACCAACGAAGAAGCUCGAAAUUUUACGCGAUUGCAAUUCGGAAGCCGCUAUUGUUGAUUCCGGUCUACAAACUGUUAUGGAAGCGGCCGGUCAAGGUAUUAAAGAGACGUGCAAUGAAUAUUCGCUAUGCAAUGAUUUGCGAACAGCUGCAAAUAUUUUUUCAAUUAAUAAAAUUUUUAGUGGUCUCGAGAGUUCGGGCAUUUCGCAAUAAUAAUUUCUCGAAAUCUGAUAAAUAAAAGGUCUUAAAUAAACCCAUUCCCUUCAAUCACUAUUAACGUAAGUUAUAAUGAUCGUUGUGUAACGUUGAGGAAAACAAGAGAGAAGAGGAAUGUUACCCACAAUUCGCACAGAGUGAAGCUUGAUCUUAUAGAAUUAUGGCUUACUAGCACUUUUAUGGUUUGAUAUUUGAAAGAUCACUUAUUCGAUCAUAGUGUCAAAAUUUUGGUUAAUUGGGGAAUCAAAUGUGUUGCACAUUGCGUGGCACCAAUGGCUCGCAAUGUGGGCUGUUUAGCGAGACGCCAAAGUCGCUUACUUUUAAGAUUUGGUUCGUGAUAAAAAUCCCCUUUAAUGGCAUCGAAAAUGUGGGACCUUUUUCUAACGAAGCUACUUUGUAAGUAAGAUGACCCAAAGUUGAGGACAAAAGGACUGCAAAUAUACUUAAGCGAACUACCUAAACUAUUUGAACGUUUAUUUUUACACAUAAUUAGACGCACUGUUAAGUCGACAUAUCUUUGGGGUUCAGCCUUUCUUCUUCUUCAAUCCCAAUUACACUGAAAUGUAUGUGGGUAUGCGUGCGUCCGUGUUUAGAUUAAUUCAUCACUUUCCUACUAUGGAUAAUUUCUUAAGUACUGUUCAGCAUUUAUAAAAGUAAUACACUAGACCGCAUCCACAAAGUCACGUGAGGUGAGUGAUCGUAUUUUCGGUAUGAAAUGUCAAACUGAUUGAUUUUCAAUGGAGUGGAAGAAGAAAAAGAAAAAUUGCUUGAAAAUUAUUUUCUAUAAUCUUUUGUAAGACUCCAUGCUCUUCUCUGCACCAGAAAUAUCUAUCAGCUAGGAAUUGAGUGACAAUGAGACUUUGAGUAUCUACAAACUUUUGCUAUUACGACAUUUAUUUCUACGACUUUGCAUUAGUAAAACGGUUUUUAUUAAAUUUUUCAAGUCUCUAUGUUGGCCCUCUCUUAUUCCUAACGGUUAUGCAUUGCAUGCCUACCAGCUUUUGCUAUUAUGUUGUGCAUGUAUUCACGCAACUCCGUCUGCAAACAAAAUUCGAACAUUCAUUCGGGGACCCCACUAAGUAUAUAUGUUCUUGAUCAGCAUCUUCAUUCUAAAUCGAUUUCACCAUGUCCGCCUGUCCAUCUGAGUAACGUCUGUGGUAAACAUGCCUCUGAUCGACUUCACAUUUAGCAGAAACAUUGGAAGUCCUUGCACGGAGAUUAAUAUCGAAAAGCGACCCGAGCGGUCGUACGACACACCCACAGUACCACGUACACUGAGAACACCUCUGUUUUUCAAAAGGAAUAAAUAUUAAACUUUUCCUCAUUACUGAUAAACUAUAGCCGAUGAAUGUACAAAAAUUCGAACGAGUAUUCUAUAGGCGAUGUUGUAGCAUCUGCACAAAAAUGAAAAUUGACC